AUCAUCAUUCUUCUUCCUACCUACUUUCUUUUCUCUACUUUCUCCGCCCUCUCGCAACACAAGAGUUCGAGGAGAUCCCUGCAACUUGUUACUAUAAUACAACAAUAUACAUCAACUCUAGCGAAACCCACAAAACAACAAUCCAAAAACCAUGGUCCGCCACAAGAAGGACAACUUCUCCCGCGGCGGCAAGAAAUUCUCCUCCGCCCCGCGCUCUCGUCCCUCGCCCCGCGGCGGCGGCGGUGGUGAUGGCGACGACAACAACGAGCAAGGCGGCUACUCCAGACCUCCCUUCAAAGCGGCCUGCUGGGACAUGGGUCACUGCGACCCGAAGCGGUGUUCAGGCAAGCGCUUGAUGAACUUCGGCCUGAUGCGUGAGUUGGCGAUCGGCCAGCGCUUUCCCGGUGUCGUGAUCUCCCCCAACGCCAAAAAAGUCGUCUCCCCCGCCGACAAAGACCUCUUGGAACAAUUCGGCGCCGCCGUGGUGGAAUGCUCCUGGGUGCGCGUCAAGGAAGUCCCAUGGUCGCGAAUCGGAGGAAAGUGUGAACGGUUGCUCCCCUACCUGAUUGCCGCCAACACCGUCAACUACGGCAAACCCUGGCGGUUGAACUGCGUCGAAGCCCUGGCGGCCUGUUUCUGUAUCUGCGGCCACGAGGACUGGGCCCGCGAGGUCCUGAAGCACUUCCGGUACGGCGAGGCGUUCCUGGAGAUCAACGCCAAGCUGUUCAAGCGCUACGCAGCCUGUGCGGAUGAGGAGGACAUGAAGCGCGCCGAAGAGGAGUGGCUUGCUAAGAUUGAGAGGGAGUAUGAGGAGAGUCGCGCCACGGGCGUGGAUGAUAUCUGGACCGUUGGAAACACGAACCGGAGGGCGGAGAGUGAUUCGGAGGAUGAGGACAAAGAUGAUGAUGAUGAUGAAGAGGAGGAGGAAGCGGAGGAGGAUAAGGACCCCUUUGCUAUCUCAGAUGAUUCUGAGGAAGAGGAGCAGAUGGCUGCCAUCAGAGCCAAGAUCUUGAAUUCCAAGGCCUUCCAGAACCCCGAGGUCGAGGACAAGACGAAGCCCGAGCGGAUCGCGAGACCGGAAGAGGAGACGACUCCGCAACAGCUGAAAGAGGAUUCGGAUGCCGAGUCGGGAUCUGCCGGAGGGGGCAGUGAUGACGAUGAGGAAGCUUUCGACAACAUCAUCAAUGCUACCCCCGUAACGGAUCGAACCGGCAUCAUCGCGGCUCAGAGGAAGAAGCAGAGGGAGACGGUCAGUGCGUCUUUUUCGAGGACGGUGGUCGAUGCGCCCAAAAGGUGGUAGCGGUAGUCUGUCUCUGAGGUACAUUGCGCACAGGCGACAUAUUUAACGAGAUAUCAUGGAAAUUUAAUGAAACAAU
Aspergillus homomorphus CBS 101889 is the source of this 1376-nucleotide messenger RNA. Its product is annotated as ribosome biogenesis TSR3 family protein. The transcript has 3 exons. Bases 152 to 1300 code for a protein of 382 amino acids. Gene Ontology annotation, biological process: maturation of SSU-rRNA. NCBI's taxonomy places the organism in Eukaryota, Fungi, Ascomycota, Eurotiomycetes, Eurotiales, Aspergillaceae. Gene Ontology annotation, molecular function: rRNA small subunit aminocarboxypropyltransferase activity. The record is from RefSeq and is a predicted model, not a curated record.